UCUUCUCACUGGAAGAUCCUCAUAGCCACAGCCAUUCUUCUUCUCUUUCCUCCCUUGACUGCCGACGACCUAGGCUCCUUGUGCUCGCCGGAAAACGUAGCCAAUCCUUCGCCGGAAUCACAGUUUAGCAUCUCCUGCGGAUCUAGUCGCUGUCGCUGCUGCUGCUGUGGCCGUCGUGGCCCUCGCCAUGCUUCUUCUUCUCCUCCUCCUUUUUCUUUUUUCUCUGUCCAUGCUCAUCUCCGCCGUGGCUCUUCUCCUUGAUCUUUUCGACGAUGCCCUCCUUGUGCCCUUCCUCCUUGUGGUGGUCCUCCUCCUUGGGGUGUUUCUCCUCCUCCAGAGAAAGAAGAAAGCCAGUUCGAAAUCGACCGGGAGAAGGCCCGGAAAGCGCUUCAGAAGCUCGACCAGCAGCUCCAGACCCUCUCUCAGCGGGAAUCCCUUCCGAAGAAGCGGCCCUCCUCCCCUUCUCUCUCCGGUUGCGGGAGUUUCAGGGGUCACUGAAGCAUUAUUUCAGGCUAGGCGGUCGGCCCUAGCUGAAGAGAGAAACCAGUUGAGUGCAACUGCAAUGUUGUAUAGUUGUGCUCUUUGUGGGAAGGAGUAUAGGAGCUCCAAAGCCCAUGAUCAACAUCUCAAAUCACGAGCUCAUGCUAUGAAAGCUUCUCAAGAAUCCGAUCCUGCAAUUGCAUCUGAAUCUCUGACUAAUCUGCAUGUAAAUGAACAAAAUUCUGUCUCUGGUGUUGGCCAAUCUGAUGGCAUGGAUGAAGUUCAAGACUUGGACCCUUCAUGCUGUUUUAUAUGUGACCAAAAGCAUUAUGACAUAGAAAGCUGCAUGAUUCACAUGCAUAAGCUGCAUGGGUUUUUCAUACCUGAUGUCGAGUAUCUGAAGAACCCUAAGGGCCUCCUUAAAUAUGUUAGUCUUAAGGUGAAAAGGGACUUCGUGUGUUUAUAUUGCAAUGAGAGAUGCCAUCCUUUUCAAAGCUUGGAAGCUGUAAGGAAGCACAUGAUAGCCAAAGGUCAUUGCAAAUUACGAUAUGGAGAUGGAGGUGACGACGAUGAUGGGGACUUGGAAGAUUUCUAUGAUUACAGCAGCAGCUAUUUGGAUGCGGAUGGUAAGCAGUUGGUGUCUGCAAAUGAUAUGGCUAAUAGCAUUGAGCUUGGAACUGGAGGAUCUGAGCUAAUUGUAAGACGAAGGACUGAUGGUGGGGUUCUUGUUCGAAUUCUUGGAUUUCGGGAAUUUCUGCGUUACUACCGCCAGAAGCCACGACCUUCUCCUGCAAGGGAUAUUGCUCCAGCCAUCUCAUUAGCUUCGAGGAACCGAAUUCUGAGGUUGGCAACGAUGCAGACAAAAGAGAGGACUGUGAGGAUGAAAGUUUUAAGGAAGAUGAAUCGGAAUGGGGUAGAGGCUAUGCGCUCAAAAAUUGGAAUGAAGAGUAACGUUAUCAGAAAUCUUCCAAAGAAUGUCCCAUAUUAGCCCUGUUGCAGAGUUCUUGACCUGUAACAACAGGUCUCUUUGUCUAGUAGAAUGGUGUGUAGUAAAAGCGGUGUAUGGUUAGUGCAUGAGAUUACUGCAUAUAAAUUUAAUCAGGCUGGUUGUGUAUGCAUUCUACUUAGAACAUGGUCCAGGAUGCUGUUCUCGUUUCCCAGCACUUUGUUUUGUUACCAGAAUAGUUUUUGUAUGUUCGAACUCUUGAUUGCUUUUUUUGACGUCUGCAAAAGUGGGGUACAACCCAUAAGAUGCUGGGCACUUAUGUUGCCUCUUUUUAUUUAAUUAGCUAUAUAUUUUGAAGUUGGAUGGUAAUAGGAAAUGAUGGAAAGAAACUUGUUUAAGCCAAA
This is a messenger RNA of Phoenix dactylifera (date palm), 1830 nucleotides long. Its product is annotated as cytoplasmic 60S subunit biogenesis factor REI1 homolog 2-like. Gene Ontology annotation, biological process: ribosomal large subunit biogenesis. Gene Ontology annotation, cellular component: preribosome, large subunit precursor. Lineage: Eukaryota; Viridiplantae; Streptophyta; Magnoliopsida; Arecales; Arecaceae. The record is from RefSeq and is a predicted model, not a curated record.